This is a messenger RNA of Eublepharis macularius, 1454 nucleotides long. It is a transcript of the gene RXRG, whose product is annotated as retinoid X receptor gamma. The record is from RefSeq and is a predicted model, not a curated record. Gene Ontology annotation, biological process: positive regulation of transcription by RNA polymerase II; retinoic acid receptor signaling pathway; response to retinoic acid. Gene Ontology annotation, cellular component: nucleus; RNA polymerase II transcription regulator complex. The coding region runs from base 28 to 1434 and encodes 468 amino acids. Gene Ontology annotation, molecular function: zinc ion binding; nuclear steroid receptor activity; nuclear receptor activity. NCBI's taxonomy places the organism in Eukaryota, Metazoa, Chordata, Lepidosauria, Squamata, Eublepharidae. The transcript has 10 exons.
AAGGAAGAGAUGCACUGAAGAUUAAACAUGUAUGGGAAUUAUCCACACUUCAUCAAGUUUCCCACAGGCUUUGGCAAUUCUCCAGUUCACACCAAUUCAACUCCUGCAAAUCUGGCUCCGGCCCCUCCCACAAUGAACUCCAUAGAUGGUCAUCCCAACUCCCUCGAGUCUCCCCUCAAUGCUUCGAGGACGCUCUCCUCCCCAAUGAACUCUAUAGGGUCUGGCCAUACCACGGGCUCUCAGUACAGAGUCAUCACAUCUUCUGUUGGAUCUCAGUCAGUUCCUUUGUCCUCACCGCAAGGCAUACAUUUUACUGCCCAUACUAGCCCUCAGCUUAACGUCAUGAAUGCUAUCAGCAGCUCUGAAGAUCUGAAACCGCUGCCAAACCUACCAGGGAUGGGAGCCGUGAAUUAUGCAUCCACAAGCCCAGGAUCCCUGACCAAGCACAUCUGUGCAAUCUGUGGGGACAGGUCAUCAGGAAAGCAUUAUGGGGUGUACAGCUGUGAAGGAUGUAAAGGCUUUUUCAAGCGGACCAUCCGGAAGGACCUUCUGUACACUUGCCGCGAUAACAAAGACUGCCUGAUCGACAAGCGCCAGCGGAAUCGCUGCCAGUAUUGCCGCUAUCAGAAAUGCUUGGCAAUGGGCAUGAAGAGAGAAGCUGUUCAAGAGGAGAGGCAGAGGAGCAGAGAGAGGAGUGAGAAUGAAGCAGAAUCAACCAGCAGUGGUGGUGGCAGUGAAGACAUGCCUGUGGAGAGGAUUUUGGAAGCUGAAAUGGCCGUGGAACCCAAAACCGAACCUUACAGCGACACGAGCGUCGACAACUCAACCAACGAUCCUGUCACUAAUAUAUGCCACGCUGCUGAUAAGCAGCUAUUCACCUUGGUGGAAUGGGCCAAGCGGAUCCCCCACUUCUCCGACCUGACACUGGAAGACCAAGUCAUCCUUCUCCGUGCAGGUUGGAAUGAACUUCUGAUUGCCUCUUUCUCCCAUCGCUCGGUCUCUGUGCAGGAUGGCAUCCUGUUGGCCACGGGUUUACACGUACACCGGAGCAGCGCCCACAGUGCUGGGGUGGGCUCCAUUUUCGACAGAGUUCUCACUGAGCUUGUGUCCAAAAUGAAAGACAUGCAGAUGGACAAAUCUGAGCUGGGCUGCCUCCGAGCCAUCGUCCUGUUCAAUCCAGAUGCCAAAGGACUGUCCAGCCCAGCAGAAGUAGAAUUGCUACGGGAGAAAGUGUAUGCUGCUCUGGAGGCAUACACCAAACAGAAGUAUCCUGAACAACCUGGAAGAUUUGCGAAGCUCCUCCUGAGGCUUCCUGCCCUGCGAUCCAUUGGGCUGAAGUGCCUGGAGCACCUCUUUUUCUUCAAGCUGAUUGGGGACACCCCCAUCGACACGUUUCUCAUGGAGAUGCUGGAAACACCUCUGCAGAUCACUUGAAUUCUUACCAGCAGGCCCGA